AUGAAUCCUCAAGUAGAAGCCCAAGCUAAACCAGUGGUGACUCCGCAAGCAACAGGAGCUCCUGCUCUUCCUAAAGCUACCCAGGAAUCUCAGAAACCAGCUACAAAUCUCCAGGGUGAUGCCAAGAAAGAGCAAGACGGGAAGCAAGUCCAACCUACUCCUGUGCCUGAUUACAAAUCUAAGAUCGACUCUUCACUGUUUGAUGUAGAAGAAGGACAAGAGAAUGGCCUUAGAACUCUCAACCUAACAAUCAAGGAGGCUGUCUUGUAUCUGGACGAAGGAAAGCCUACUCUUGCAGUACUUGUUACCAGGGAUACCACUAAUUAA
Theileria equi strain WA is the source of this 327-nucleotide messenger RNA. RefSeq lists its product as hypothetical. The transcript is spliced from 2 exons. The record is from RefSeq and is a predicted model, not a curated record. Lineage: Eukaryota; Apicomplexa; Aconoidasida; Piroplasmida; Theileriidae. The coding region runs from base 1 to 327 and encodes 108 amino acids.